Molecule: messenger RNA, 2626 nt
Organism: Salvia hispanica
Lineage: Eukaryota; Viridiplantae; Streptophyta; Magnoliopsida; Lamiales; Lamiaceae
Product: putative galactinol--sucrose galactosyltransferase 2
Molecular function (GO): raffinose alpha-galactosidase activity
Source: RefSeq, a predicted model, not a curated record
UGGGGCAAUUCAGCUCAACCUUUCCCCUCACGUGAACUUGCCUUUACUCACUUCUCUUCAUCUCUCAACUUCCUUUUCUCUCUUCGUCUCUUUCUCUCUCUACCUAUUUACACGUACGCGUUUGCAUUUGCGGAUAAAUCGAGCUUCUGAAAGCUACUGUUUGAGUUAAUUCUCGACCAUUUCUAGAGAGUGGAAGAAAGAUGACGGUGACGCCGAAGAUCUCUCUCAAUGAAGGGAACCUUGUGGUUCAUGGGAAAACCAUACUCACAGGCGUGGCUGACAACAUUGUGCUGACUCCGGGAUCAGGUGCCGGCCUUGUCGCCGGUGCCUUCAUCGGUGCAACGGCUUCACACAGCAAGAGCCUUCACGUCUUCCCAGUUGGUGUUCUAGAGGGUGUGCGGUUUAUGUGCUUAUUCCGGUUCAAGCUGUGGUGGAUGACGCAAAGAAUGGGAACAUGCGGGCAGGAUAUUCCGUUGGAGACGCAGUUCAUGCUCGUUGAGAGUAAAGACGCAUGUGAAGGCGAGCAUGAAGAUAGGCCAACCAUAUACACUGUCUUCCUGCCUCUUCUCGAAGGGCAGUUUCGUGCUGUUCUUCAGGGGAAUGAGAAGAAUGAGCUCGAGAUUUGCCUCGAGAGUGGAGAUAACGCUGUUGAAACCAAUCAAGGAAAUUACCUUGUUUACAUGCAUGCUGGGACCAACCCUUUUGAAGUGAUCAAUCAGGCUGUGAAAGCUGUGGAGAAACACUUGCAAACAUUUCAGCACAGAGAGAAGAAGAAAUUGCCCUCGUUCAUCGACUGGUUUGGCUGGUGCACCUGGGACGCUUUCUACACUGAUGUCACUGCAGAAGGUGUCGAAGAAGGUCUCAAGAGCUUGUCGGAGGGAAAUACGCCUCCUCGUUUUCUCAUCAUAGAUGAUGGCUGGCAACAAAUUGGGAGUGAGGUGAAGGACGCUGCAAAUGCUGUUGUACAAGAAGGAGCUCAGUUUGCAAACAGGCUAACAGGAAUAAAAGAGAACGAAAAAUUCAAGAAAAACAGCGAAGGUGAUGAACAAGAAUCAGGUCUUAAGCAGGUGGUGAAAACAUCAAAGCAGCAGCACAAUGUCAAGUAUGUUUAUGUUUGGCAUGCUUUAGCAGGUUACUGGGGUGGAGUGCAACCAUCUGGUCCUGGUAUGGAACACUAUGAGACAUCUUUGGCAUACCCGGUGCAGUCUCCUGGGGUUCUAGGCAACCAGCCAGACAUUGUUAUGGACAGUCUUGCUGUUCAUGGCUUGGGCCUGGUACACCCUAAGAAGGUCUUCAACUUCUACAACGAGCUUCACGCCUAUCUGGCUUCAUGUGGUGUGGAUGGAGUCAAAGUCGACGUGCAGAACAUCAUUGAGACUCUAGGUGCUGGCCAUGGUGGUAGAGUAUCCCUCACUCGUAGCUAUCAUCAGGCCCUUGAAGCCUCAAUCUCUCGGAACUUUCCAGACAAUGGGUGUAUCGCCUGCAUGUGCCACAACACUGAUGGACUCUAUAGCGCCAAGCAGACUGCUAUAGUUAGAGCCUCAGACGAUUUCUACCCCCGUGAUCCUGCUUCACACACCAUUCACAUUUCUUCAGUAGCUUACAACACUGUAUUCUUGGGUGAAUUCAUGCAGCCUGACUGGGAUAUGUUCCAUAGCCUGCAUCCAGCUGCUGAGUAUCAUGCUGCAGCUCGAUCCGUGGGAGGGUGUGCUAUAUAUGUUAGUGACAAGCCUGGUAACCACAACUUCGAUCUUCUGAAGAAGUUGGUUCUCCCCGACGGAUCAAUUCUCAGAGCACAGUUGCCCGGACGACCCACACUAGAUUGCCUCUUUGUCGACCCAGCCAGAGAUGGGACGAGCUUGCUUAAAAUCUGGAACACGAACAAGUGCUCUGGAGUGGUUGGCGUAUUCAAUUGCCAGGGUGCAGGGUGGUGCAGGGUAACUAAGAAGACGCGUAUUCAUAAUGCCUCCCCUGGCACACUCACUGGCUCUGUUCGAGCCACUGAUGUCAACUCAAUUGCUCAAAUUGCUCGACCGGACUGGAAGGGAGAGACUGUAGCCUAUGCUUAUAGAUCAGGAGAGGUAGUUCGGUUGCCAGAAGGAGCUUCAUUGCCUGUCACUCUCAAGGUUCUCGAAUACGAACUCUUCCACUUCUGUCCUGUGAAGAAUGUGACGGACAGCAUUGCCUUUGCUCCCAUUGGCUUGCUAGACAUGUUCAACUCCGGUGCUGCUGUCGAGCAGUUUGAAGUCUACAAUACCUCCAUAACCAACGAUGACACCGAGACUUCAACUGAAAACAGAUCGCCUGUCGCUAAAAUAGCGCUCAGGAUUAGAGGAUGUGGGCGCUUCGGUGUCUACUGCUCUCAACGGCCACUGAGCUGCACCGUGGACAACGUUGAAACUGAGUUUAACUAUGAAGCAGCAAGCGGAUUGGCAACCCUGAUUAUCCCCGUUCCCAAAGAGGAAAUGUAUAGAUGGUGCAUUGAAAUCCAAGUUUAAGUAGUGAAUACUUACUAUCUACAUACAAAUCCUAGUCCGAGACAGCUUCAUGUCAUUCGGAGAGUGUAGCUUUUGCCCAGGCUUUCGCCUUUUUUUCUCUAAUAAAAUUAUCUAUGUUUUUCUCGUCA